Messenger RNA from Rhincodon typus (whale shark), 5188 nucleotides. Its product is annotated as WW domain-binding protein 2. Lineage: Eukaryota; Metazoa; Chordata; Chondrichthyes; Orectolobiformes; Rhincodontidae. Gene Ontology annotation, cellular component: nucleus. The record is from RefSeq and is a predicted model, not a curated record. Gene Ontology annotation, biological process: positive regulation of DNA-templated transcription. Gene Ontology annotation, molecular function: transcription coactivator activity; chromatin DNA binding. The coding region runs from base 16 to 831 and encodes 271 amino acids. The transcript is spliced from 7 exons.
GAAAAUAGAUCAAUUAUGUUUGGGGCAAAAAUCUUUCUUUUGAUAGACAAUAUUUGUUGCACUCACAGUCCAAUAUGUUUGCUUUUUCUCUUCUGCAGCAUUUUAAAGGAGUGCAAGGAUGUGGAGCUCUCAUUCAGUGAUAUGACUGUUAAGUCUGAUUUCUUUAAGGGCACCAAGAAGGGAACAUUGUACUUGACGCCUUACAGGAUGAUCUUUCUGUCAAAAGGGACUAACUUUAUGCAGUCAUUUAUGAUGCCCUUUUACCUUGUGAAAGACUGUUCUAUUGAGCAACCUGUUUUCUCUGCUAAUUAUAUCAAGGGGACUAUUCGGGCAGAACCCGGAGGUGGUUGGGAAGGACAGGCCUCAUUCAAAUUGGUUUUUAACAGCGGCGGAGCCAUUGAAUUUGGACAACUGAUGUUCAAAGUUGCUCAACAAGCCUCCAGGGGUACUCCUGUACAGAAUGCUGCUUAUGGAUAUGCACCAAUGGCUGACAUGGCUUUUGGAUUUGCCCCAGCAAAUGGUCCAUACCCCUAUCAGCCAUCUCCUAUGAAUGGAGGUUAUGGGCCUCCACCUACACCAAUGGGAUACCAGUAUGGUCCUCCACCAGGUGCCUAUCCUUCUGCUCCUGCAAUGGACAUGUAUGCACCACCUCCGCCUCCCUAUCCUGGACCACCUCCAGUCAGUGUGGUUGACCCUGGAUUGCCUGGUGGAGCUAAAGCAGCAGAAGCAGCUUCUAGUGCUUACUACAAUCCGUCCAAUCCUCACAGUGUGUAUAUGCCAAUGGAUCAGCCCCCACCAUACACUCCAGCGGAGGAGAAGAAGAACAAUUGAAUCUGUUUGAAGUGCUGAUUCUCCCAGUCGUUUGUGAAUUGUCUACUUUCUUAAAAACACUGUUAUUAGAAGCUGCAUUUUUUUAUUCAAAGUGAGCUACUUCCUAGCCUCAUUCCAGCAUCCAGCAGCAAAAUGCAUCUUGGACUGCAAGUCCCUUUUUGAUAUCUUUGUUCUUAGGCAAUAGGAAUGAUUUGGGUGAAGUCCUACAACGAUCUUUUCCACUAGGAAGACUUAGAAUUCCUAUUGCCUUUUUGAAAGCAAAAGUAUUCACUUAACAUGACCAGUUUGCAAUUUUGGGGUAUUGCUGGUGUUCAGUAGCUAUCUGGAGCCAGCAGUUAGCAAGUGUUGAUGAAUUUCAUCCUUUAAACAAUGCAAAAAUGCAACUUGUAAUGACAGUAUAGUAUUGAAAAUAUUCUAAGAGUUUAAUUAAAGAAAUUACUUUGUGAUGCAAGUGAAUGAACAGAUCCCUGCAAAAUUACUUUGCUAUUUUAAAUAACGCCACUGUAAAAAUAGUCACUUUGUCAUGAUGCUGUUUGGCACGUAAUUGUACAGCAUCAUAUCUAGGCUUUAGAAUUUUUUGGUAUGGAAAGGUUGGAAUGAUGUAAAAUCUGUUUUUAAACUCUAUAUAAAAUCUCUUCUGUAAGAAAAUAACUUAGAUAACCUUGUUAGGAAUGUUGCUGAGGAAUGCUUUAUAGGUUUGGUGGUUAGAGAAAGGAAGUUUGUCCCCUGUAUCAUUUGAAUGAGCUACUUUUCUUAAAAACAAACUUAAGGGGAAUGGGGAAAAAAAAUCAGAUUCUCAUGUUUCUAGACACUCAAACCUGAUCUGGGUUUGAUCCAGUACAAUGGAUUUUGUGUUAACUUGAUAUAAUUUUGGCCUGAAGCUGUGCAAUACAAAGAUCGUAGCAAGAAGAAAGAUAUUGAAGUAUAAGCAUUUGAAACCUAUGUAAUAGAGUUUACAGUAUUGUGCUUUGGCUAUUUAGCUAAAGAGUGAUGCACUGUAAAUAUACUUAAACCAAUACACUAUGCUGUUUGUUACUUUGGAUGGUCUCCACCACAACCCAUCUCUGACCCUUUUUUAAUGAUCAAUCCUUUGCCCUGUGUUUAAAAGCAGUUCUAAAUGCUGCCUUCAACCACAAGAUUUGAAAUCACAAUUUAAUAAUUUGGUUGUUGUUUUUUUUUUUUGCCACAGUUCCUGUGAUAUAAUUGAAGAUUUGUACUCCAAGUUGACAAGUAUUAAGCUCCUCCUAUCGCUCCUCGGCACAUGCUCUUUCAUUGAUUGGACCUUGUAUUCACUUUUUUUAAAAAGCUCUCUGGCAUGUAGUGGCUUCUCUUUAUUUGUGUGUUUUUUUUUUGAGGAUACUAGAAAGAGCAUUUGCCCAUUUUUAAGACCAAACUAAUCCCUAACUACUUGUUUCUCCUAUUUAUUGGAAUCAAAGAUGUCAACUGUACAACAAUCUACCGUUCUAAAAGAAACAUUUAUGCACUUACUGAUAUCCCAGUUCCCCUGCAAUGUGCUUGAAUCUUUAAAAGUACCAGUCGAGACAAGCAGGGUACCAGCAUGAUGUGUUGCAUAAAUUUAAUUAACUUGCUGAGUCGAAUCCAGGAGUGAUGGAAUUGCUUCUUUUGUUUCAUUCUGUCUUAUUUGCUCUUCUAAAUAACCUAAUCCAUCUUUUGCUUCAGCCUUUAUGAUUCUCCUUCUUGUCAAUUGACAAGCUGUGGUGGAAAAAGUACUCCAUUCCCAGAUGUUAGACCAUUUGAGAAGACAAGCUGAAAGUCAUUCAAAUGCUUGACUCUCAGAUUGGGACUGCCCGAGUUUAACUCCUUGGUUUAUCACACAGAUUUUGUUUGACUCACUUAGUAAUGAGGCCUCCAAAUGAUAGGAGAUCUUGUUUGUUGACAUUGGCCAAUUACAGGCCAAACCCAAAGAUGGUUGUAUAGAAAUCAGCAGCAAAUCAACUGCUGUUCCAUGUAGUUAACCAGCUCUGAUUUUCCAGCUGUCUGUUUUAAUUCCACUUCAGAGAAUCCCACUUGUAGCCAAAUGCCCUCUUUGAAUUUCUAUAGUGCAUGAAAGGCUGGUGCAGGUCAUUCAGAAAGAAAUCCAGUGAAAUUAAUAGAGGAUUGAUUGAAUUCAGGUAAGUGAUUUUAUAGUGACAAUAAUCAUCCCAAGAGCAAUGUAAUUAAUGGUGAUUAAUUUUAUUGUAACUUUGUUAUCUUUCACUACAAUAAAUCAUAUAAUGUAAUGGGUUGUGGCAUUAAAGCAAAUGGGCUUGGUGCAUGGCUUUUAAUGAACUGCAAAUGCUAAUAACUUAUUUAAUGUUAAAUGUUUCUCCACUGCAUUUUUUUUGACAAGUCAGAUUACAUACUGCAGGGCUAUCCUCUUAAACUUUAAUUUUAAUGAUCUGAAAGUAUUUAUAAGUUAUAUUUUCACUGAAAGCAAUGAGUCAGUGCAGCAAAGUCUGACUCUACUGCAUUCAUUCCAAGGGCUACUCUACUUUUGUCCACAGUAUGCACUUCUACUUCUAAUGUCAUCCUAUCGAUGAAGAAAACAAUGUGUGAAAAAGCAAUUAGAUCUGUUUAAAAGCUUCAACUGGAUAAACACCUAUAAUCAAACCAAAGUUCAGUGCUGCAUUGAUUGUUUAAAAUUAGGUGCUGUAAGCAAUGGGCUCUGGAGCAGAUGACAGCAUUUUGAUUUGAUGUCGGUUGAUUCUUUUAAAGUCACAUCCUGUAUUUAAAAAUAAUGAAGGAUCCUUUUUGGCAGUGAUGUUUUGCCUUGAUGUUUUGCCUAUUUAUAUGAUCAAAUGUCUGCUGUAUGAAGAUGGUACCUCUUCUAAAACAUCACACCAGAACACAUGCUAACCUUCCAUGAUACUGUCCUCUCCGAUUUAAUGUGGGUCUGUAAAGCAUCUCCAUGGAUAGAACAACUUUUAUUUCCAAAAUUCCCGUUGUGAUAGUAAGUAAGAGACAUUAGCUAAAUUUACACAUCAUUAAUCAGAUUAGUUUAAUGAAUUCAAGCAUGUGGGCACACUCUGCAGUUUUUAACCAGAACUUAUAGAAGGACUCUGCUUUUAUUUUUAACCAAAGCAAUUAAUUUAGGAUGGGGAGCUAAGAAUGAAAGGGUAGAUAUUGUCUUGUCUGUGAAUUUGAGGAGCUUGAUGUGAUCUUGAGUUUGUAGGCUUCAGUGACUUUCAUGACCAUUUAAGAGGGAAGUGUUUUAAAUGUUAUAUUUCACUGUUUUCUCUCAUGCAUUGCAAGUAACAGUAUAGCAGGAAAUUUGGAUAAUGCCAUGUUGAAAAUGCUUUGAUUUGCAUCCUAUUUACACUGGCUUUCGAGUUGUUCUGCCUACUCAAUACAGAGGUCUGGCCUCCAGCUGAGGCUUCGAUGGAAGAGGAACACUGCUGCAAAUUAAGUACAGACCCUCAUGCCAGCACCAAAACAGAAAUGUCUCUUUGAGGACUGUUUCAACUAUUUGCUGCCACUUUAACACCAAAAUGGUGGAAAUGGGGCUUUCUGGGGGAUUGUUUAAAAUUCUCAGCAUAUAAACAAAAUAACCUGGCCUUGAAAGAUUGGAGUGAAGGGAAAUUCCAGUAGCUCUUUUAGAAGUUGAUUGCUUCCAAUGAUCUAUUUUUCCCACAUUACACUUGGUUUUCUGCAAUUUGUUUCAGUGAGGAGGGUGGGGCAGAGGUUGCACAGUUAGGGUUAGGAUGAGCAAACUUUUAUCACAUACAUUGACAAUAUUUUAUAAUCUUAACUAAGAGAAACAUUUGAGUGUUAAAAUGGAGGUAUGUAAAAUAGUUGAUAGUCCUGAAUACUAUAGGAAAAAACUAGAAAAUUCAAUAGUGCUCUUAAAAUAGGAAGUAAAUUUGUACAACACUCUGUUUAUACUCCCUCCUUUCCUUCUCUGUACUAUCUUUCUUUUGAAGUACUGAAAUUCUAUGGACAGCUACUUUGGAAAAGCUGAUUUUACUUUUCAUCUGCUGAUUUGAGUCUUAAACAAAAGACUUUGUGGGAAUUAAUCUUGGAGCUGAUAAGAACAACAAAAAGAAUAACUGGUUCUGAUUCUUCAGAAUGGAAAGACAGUGACAUUUGUAUAUACCUCUUGUAUUAAGUGCAAGUUGUGAUGAAGCAAAUAAGAGAUCAGCUUUAAGAUAACCUUUCUUAUAUUUGAACUGGAUAAAAAUGCGCCAAUUAAAUUAUAGAUUCUGGGAGCAUAAUAAACUACUUUUUGUUUAGCCCAUACUUUUGUAUUAAUUGGAGAAUUGAUAACUGCUAGAUUUAUAAAAUGUGUUAAUUGUGUACAAGUCUGUAUGUAUGCUUCAGCAAAGCUUUACAACUUGUUAAUAAAUGCACCUAAGAGAAA